UUUUUUUUUUUUUUUUGAUGCACAGUUACCAACAGUUCUUGUGUGGUCUUUGGUAAUAAUGUAUUCAACUAGUAGGCACUGAGAAUACAGUGAUGAACGAAGCAAAGUUUCUGAUAUCCAAGUAGAGAAAGUAAACUGUGAGAAACAAAAAUAUAUAUAUAUUUUUAAAUACAAGAUAGGAAAAGUCUAUGAAGAAAAGCCAUUAAUAUGUUAGACAGUGAGUGAAAAUCUAAAUCAGAGUCAGUUGUGGUAGGGUCCAGACUUUUUCUUAAAGAUGAAAAUCAAGCCAAUUGUUUCAAAAGAGAGAUUUUAAUAUAGGAAUAAGUUAAACAGAUUUUGGGGGCCUGGAAAAGCACAAGGGAAAAACUGAGAUGUUAGGGAUGAUAACUAGAGGAAGCAACUGUCACAGCUCAGGCAGAGGGACUGGGAGAAGGGAUUAAGGUGAUUGGACCUAAAACCUCAGAGCAGACAGUUUGGGGAUGGGGCUUAAGAUAUCUGCUCAGCUGAUGAUUUUGAGAAUUUUAAAAAAUUUCAGGCUUUUACCGUUUGCUGUUGCCAGGUAACACUGACAGAAACAAGGCUGCUGCUUCCCAAGCUCCAACUAGUCUAAUACAACCUAUCGUUGAACCUGACAGAAAGCCAGCUGGGGAAAGAAAUGCAAUUACAGCCUCAGCUCCACAAUGCAGCAUCUGCAAAUGGUGGGCUUGGAGCUGAGAGAUCAUCAUUAAUCAAGAAUUAAGAAAGAGCUCUCUGAACAGGUGACGUUUGAGCUGGGUUGUGAAAAAUAAAAAUAAACCCUGCAUGUGAAGAGUUGGAAGAUGAUUUCAGACAGAGUAAAGGAUUUAAAGAAUGCAAUAACAGCAAAAAGACAAAAGUAUUAUGAGAGGUGAGUAGUGAGCCAGAACAUAGCUGGAGAUAGAUGGAGUCAAACUGUUCACCAGAACAUAGGCUUUUGAGUGUAAGUACAUGCCUACACCUUAUGACAGAUUCUGGGAGCACUGAGAGAAGUCGAUCAUUUACUAAAUGCCAGAUGAAAGGUACCAUGCUAAACUAGGGUUCCUGCAGACAAGCAACUCAUUCUCUGCCUCCCACACCUGCUCCUCUGCCUAUAUUUUGUUUCCUGCUUAAUGGCAUCAUCGUUUAUCCAGUUUCUCAAACCAGAAAUUCCUGAGUCAUCUUUCUGACUCCCCACAUGCAGUGAGUUCCAUGUUAAUCCCCUCCUUCCCAGUCUUGCUGCACUGCCUUGGUCUCUAUCUCCAGAAUGUUCUCACCAAAUCUGUCCUUUACACUGUAACCUGUGUGAAGGAUCCAGAGCAUAAAUCAACUUUUGUAAAACUACUAGAACACCUCUGCAACAGUAAGGUAAAGUACCCAGUUAUGUUAUUCAAAGUCCUCCACAAUCUAGUGCCUUCCUCCCCAACUCCAUUUUCUCUCCCUUCCCAUUUUAUAUAUAAGCAAACCAUUUGCAAUUACUCCCUCAAACCUUGUUACAGAAUGCCACUGUGCUUUUGUUUAGGCUGAUUAAUCCUUCAAGAUUUAGCCUGAAGGCUAGGGAUGUAGCUCAGUGGUAGAGCUUGUUCAGGAGGUACCACCAAAAAAAAAAAAAAAAAAAAAAAAAAGUUCGUGUAAGUAUUACCCUCUCCAGCAAGCCUUCCUUACAUCCCCAAACUGGACAAAGUGCUCCCACCACCAGGGUUCCCAGAGUUCUCUGGGUAUCCCCUAUGUUACUAGUAAACCACAUUAAAAUAAUUUGCUUACAUACUUUACUUCCUCCCCUGCUUACAGAGGCUGUUCUCUGAGGACAGAGGCUGUUCAUCUUUACUGCCCAGCAUGGAUAACGGAUACUCCUUACUCAACUGACCAGUAGAAUUGACCUUGCAUAGCACUCAUCAGGGAGCCAGAGACAGAACAUGGAGGAAACCUUUAUAUCCCAAGCUUUUAACAGGCAGUUGAAAGUACCCUACACAGCAUGAACAAGCAGACCCAUCUCAUGAGCAGCAAAGAAAGCAUGGCUUAUUAGGAAUCUCAAUGAUAAAUACUUUAAGUGAACUUACAGCAGUAUCUCCAAAUGAAGUCACAAAUAUGACUUUAUGUUUUAUUGCUGUUAAAGAGCAUUCAUAUUGUAAAGGCAAAUAUUUACACCAUAAUUUUUAUUUCCCUAUUUUGGUAUUUCCAUACUUUUUAAUGUAUCAGUAUGAAGUAAUACCAAAGGACUUAAUCAAGAUUCUUCAGAAAUAAUAUCAUCAUGGCUAAAGAAAAGAAACCAGAUUUACGCAAAAAUGUUUCCUGUUCCUGGAGCAGGAAAAACAGGACCUAGAAAGUCGUAGUUAAGCAAGUGAUAAUUAUGCAAUAAAUAUGCUGGAUAAAGAAGUGAAGACUAGAAACCUAGCCAGUGUUCUAGAGGUAUGAGUGGGGGAAGAACUGUCCACCUGAAAGAUGGUGCUCAGCAUGAAAUAUGGGAAGCCCAACACUCAGGCAAAAUUGCCCAGGGUGCCCUCAAGCCUAUAUAGGGAGAGGCUGCCUUUGUCUGUAGACUGAGCCAGUUGUGUGUGUUGAGCUCUCAUAGAGUCUGUACCAUUAAAUACCAGAGCUAGUUAUGCCUCAGGCCCUGGACUCUGCUUCUGGGAAACUGUCCUGAUGCAUAUCCUGUGGGAGUGCCUGUUAUCAACUCCUGACAGCCACACACAGUCCCAAAAAGCAGUUACAGUUCUUGUCAUAGGAAGACUUAUCACUUGGAUAGUCCAUGUUGGUUCUAAGAAACUGAAAUAUUGUCUAGGCCCUGCCAAAAUCUAGCACUCAGAUAGAAUACAGUGGCCCAAAUGAAGUGACUUCACUAAGGUAAUGCUUGCCUUCAGGCCGAGGAGUCAGCUAGUACCUCCCGUGUGAUUCCGCCUUCACAAGCAGGCAGUGAGGUAGCUGCACAGGUGGGCAUCUGCAUCAUUUGACUAAAACAUAAAAGUGAAAAUGAUGGGGGAUGGAGAAUCUCCUAAACACACAGAAAGGUGAGGACAAAUAACCUAAUCACAUAUUCUCUAGACAGAAGGACACUUUCAGAAAAAAUGUCAUGUGUUUAUUUGUAUUUGUUCAUCCAUCCGGUCAGUUCCGGAGUGCCCGUUUACCAUGUGUCCAGAUCCAAAGAUGAAAGAGUCAAGCUGUGUAUCAGAACCCUCAGUUCUUCCUGUGAGCAGUUGCCCUCUAAGAAUGCUAAAUUCUCUUGAAGCCUUUCUUCAGAGAUGUCUCUGAAAUUAGAUACAGUCUGCCUGAAUGAUACAUUACCAACUAAAUGAUAAAUGAUGUAUUUUCAACCUUCACAGCAUGGUAUCUUUUCCAUAGUCAUAUUACUGCUAGGCUGACAUUUCUCCCCAAGGACACCCUAAAUCUUCACAGGCCACCAGAACCACCCACGAGCUAUCUGGACUCCAGGAAUGCUGCCCACAGCCAUCGCAGUAGAAUCCUCUGAACCACCUCUGCCCUGUGCUCUCUUACUUCAAAAGUCUACCUAUGUCAACACAUUAUGAUGCAGGAACAACAGAACAAUGCCCUGGGCACCCUGGCCUGCACUUUUACCAAGUGGUUAGCUGCCUGCCUGCCCAGGAGACAUGAAAACCUUCUGCUAAGGACAUGUGAGAAGAGUAGAAACGUGCUCAUUGUCCUGGUCGACAUCCAGGAGGUUUCCAGAGAUCUAUUGCAGCCUCAUUUCUGUGUUUCAUCAUGAAAAGGAGGAAGCACAAACUGAAGUGAGUUGCAAACCUUGUCUCUAACAGAGAACAGUGGCUGGGCUUGAGUUUUCUGAUGUUUUUGUAUAAGUACAAUGAAGAAGAACAAAGGGAAGUCAGUUGACACGCGUGGUCCAGGACAUCUUCAAAAUAUGUUGGAUGAAGGAGAAUAUGCCCCUUUUCUGUCUGCUCCCAUGUUAGAGAGCAAUUUUAUUCAGGUCAACAGGAGAGGAGAAUCCAUUUACGUUCAUAACCGAGCCAACUGGGUGACUGUGGGCAUCUGUUCUUCCAGUUCCACCCAAAAGACCCCCAAUGUGAUGCUGUUGGCACAUCUGAAGCCCACCACACAAAAACAUGAAGCGCAGUUGUUCGAAAAUCUCCUGGCGUCUCCUACAGAGAAACUGGUGCUCACCAGGUUUCUUCCUCUGCAGUUUGUGACUCUUUCUGUGCACGAUGCUAAAAGCAUGCGCCUCAAAGUGAAGCUGGUGAGUGGUAGAGCCUACUACUUGCAGCUUUGCGUCCCUGCGAAUAAACAAGAUGCCUUAUUUUCUCAAUGGAUGGACCUCAUCUCCCUCUUAAAUGAGAAGAAAGCCAAAACUUCCAAAGUGUCAGAAGUAUCAAGCCUUUCAGAAAUCACAAACAGCACUGAAGUCACAAGUUCCAUGGACAUCAUGGACAUUACAGCUUUCACCAAUGCACAGGCCACACACAUGUACCUACCUGUACAUGUCACAGAAAGCAUGAAUUUCUCAGAGUUCACGGAUGCUACUGACAUCACAGAUGUCACAGAUAUUCCAGAAAAUGAGGUCACAGAGUUCCCUGAUAUAAAAAUCGUCACGGAAGUCACAGAAGUCAUAGAAGCCACUGAAGUCAAAAGUAUCUCUGAUGCCACAAACUCCCCGGGGGUCACUGUGGUGUUCGAAAAUGAUGACAUAAUCAGGGCCAAGCAAGAGGAAAAGGAAAAAAGAGACAGUGUUGUGAAGACCAGCUGUCUGCGAGACGCAAGGAGCAAGCACGAGUUCAAACAGUCCUCAAAACACGUCACCAUCUCCGACAUCACCCUGACCUUCGAAGGGGAGAGAUGCUUUCAGACUCCCCUGACUCCCCUGAAGAGUGAGGCGGAUCUCUGCGGAGAGCUGACGGAGGCGACCUCGGAGGAGAAGAAGACCGGGUUUAAAAACACAGCUCUCAAAAGCCUAGAAGCCAGGAGCCUGAGGGCUGAUUCAGACACUUCAGGGGAAAGAAUGUGAGGAAAGGAAAGCAAACAAAAAGAGACAAAAUCGGUGGAAAAACAUGUAAGAUAAUGUAAGGCCAUGAACUGUUGUCUGUCUGCCGUGCACCACCCUGCCUUGGAGCCAGCUGAUCACAGACCAAAACAUCUGCAAACUGUGAGCUAAAUAAAGCCUUUCGUCUGUAACUUUGGGUGUCAGACAAUGUCUCACUGUGUAGUGCAGACUAGCCUUAAACUCACAGAGAUCCUCCUGCCUCAGCCUCCCAAGUACUGGGAUUACAGGUUUGCUCUUAUGGUUUGAACCAGGACGUUGAACAUGGGAGACAAGCGCUCUCCCAUUGAGCUACGUCCCCAGCCCCAUGACCUUGUUUUUAUCACUCCCCUCUUAAUGAUCUGGCCUGAUGGCCUCAGAUUCCAUUUAUACACUGUUAAUUCCAAAUUUAUUUCUGGUGAGAUUCUGCCUUGAACUCUGUAUGUUCAACUGUCAGCUCAUCAUCUCCUGUUGACUUCUUAAUGAGCCCUGCAAAUUUAACAUGCCAUGAUUAUAGCUUUGUUUCCGGUUUCCAAGUUGUCAGGCCUUUUUGGCACUGCUCAUCCACAUCCAGCAGAAAACCCUGUUGUAUCCACCUCAAAAAUACAUCUGGAUCCCAAGCAGUGAUCCCCAACCGCAUGUUACCACUCUGCUCCAAACCUGCAUCAUCAUAACUGUGCCUCCUGCUCUGUGUUACCCCUGCUUGGUGGAGCAGCCAGACUGAACUUGCUAAGCUGAGGGAGAAAAGUCACCUGCCCCGCAGUGCGUGGCCGGGCACCAUCUGAUCCUGGACCUUAGCUCCUCCUGCUCUUCCCUUUCUGGCUCACAUCGGACCUGCCACCACCUUGGUGGCUCUGCACAUGUUCCAACGGCUUCUCCUCAAAGCCUCUGCACCCGAGAUUUCUUACACCUGAAACACCCAGGCUCCUGGGGCUACUCCUCCUCUUCCUGUGGGGCUCAUUUCAAAUGCUGUCCUAUCAGUGAGGCCUGUCCCACCCUGGGCAAACAGCCACAUUCCCGUUCCCCGCGUCAGUGCACUCCCUUAUCUGCCCUACCCGGCUUUAUUUUCCAUUGAACUUACUCACUACGUGAGACACUGUCUACGUGUUAGUCAUCUCCAGACUAGAAUGUGAAUCCCAUAAAGGUAAGGAGCUGUUUACCACCAUUUGUUUUUAGAUUCCUCAGCAUCUCAUACAGCACCUGAUACGAGGUGGUGUAGUCAACAAGCAUUUGUUGAAUGAAUGAGCAAAAUAGAAAUGAGUAGAUAGAAGAGGAGUGGUAAAAGGGUCAAAGAUAAACUUGAGCUUUAUCAAAUGUUUGGUCUAUGACUGUCUCAUUUCAGGAUGAUUGCUUUCACCUCCUGCUUCCCCCAUCCAAACACUAAACAAGUCUGAUCCUGUUUAGUGUCUAAGAUCAAAGAAAGUUGAAUACAUUUACGGUGGAAUGGGUUUGGGCUGACCUUUGCUUCCAUGGGGCAGGAGGGAGGCGUGGCAAACUCAUAGAAAAUCUGUCUCCUACCCCCUUCCUCUUAUGCUUUGUGGUUCACUCCAGAUACUGUAAUAAUCUCUCGUGAAGUAAUAUAGUUGAGAAUUAUAAAAACCAAAAGUCCCUUCAAAUGACAAACAGAUUCAACUGAUCACUUGCACUUAACUUUUACUCUCGAAUUACACAAGUUUCCCAAACACUCAGAUAUCUUGUUUCUAACAUAUAGCAAGUUGUAAAGGUUUACGUGUGUGAACCUUUAAUGGCUCUCUUAGUCAUUUUCCAGUUGCUAAGACAAAAUAGCCAAUACCCACAGCUUACAGGAGAGGUUUAUUUUGGCUCACAGAUUUAGUCCUUGCUUGAGUGACUCCAAGAGAGGAGCAGGAUGGCAGAGGGGCCUGGCAGAGGCAUAGGUGCCCAAGCCCUGGCAGCCGAGAGACAGACAGAGGGGAGGAGCCAAGAUACCAAUAUACCAUAACAAGGACUGCUCUAAACCUCUGCUGAGAGACGGGCUGGGGAAGACGGCCUGACAGGAUGUAGGGCUCACUGGGGGUAUUUGUAAACUCAGUGGAAGAAGAUACAUAAGACUUUACAAAUUCUCCUCACACCGGGAACCCCUAACAUUCCCACCUGCCAGCAGAACCAGAAUAGGUAUUGGUCCUCAAUAGGGUUUUUUGUUUUGGUUUGGUUUGCUUUUUGGAUCAAACUCCUGACCUUGUGCUUGCCAGGCAGGUGCUUGUGGCGCUGAGCUAAAUCCCCAGCCCACCCCCCACUGGCUUUACAUCAAGUAAAUAUAAACAAUGGGUAACUGGUGCCAGCGCCAGAUUGCUCAAGAACUCACUGCAAGCUUUCGGCCCCUGGUCUCUGGGUAACAUUUCAAGCAAAUGCAGGAAGACAACAGCGAAGGAGUCUCCUCAGCCUUGUAUGUUCAGGGCAGGGCACUGUAGAGCUGUCAGGAAUAAUGUACACCAGGGAUUUUUCUCCCACAUUAUCUUUAGAGUACAGAACAUAAACGUACCUAGCAACUUGGCAAAAUGUGUGAAUUUGCUUUAAUGAAGAAAUGGAGUACUUUCUACGGGUGUCCAAUCAUCAGUUUAUACCCUAAAAUCAUGUGGAUGUUUGCACAUGGAAUGUACUCAGAAGGACAAGCUCUUCUAUUGUUAGAAUCAAAAAUAAAGAUCGUAUGCAAAGAAUCUCCAUUUCUGUGGGUCACGAAACGGGAAUCAGGGUCUCCCGAGGGUGACACGGGGAUGUCAGCUGGGCCUGUGGCUCUCCAGCCUCAGCUCCGGAAGCUUCCCUCACACACUGCUGUCACAGAAGCUUCAGUUCCUCUCUGGGCUCUCCCAGCGCAAGGCUACACGCCAACCGUCGUCAACUUAUGGCUUCGAGGCAAGUCACUAAAUGUCUCAACUCAGGAGAAAAACAGACUCCACCUCUUACAAGGAGGAACGUCAAGUAUUUGUGGACAUUUUUGUUUUGUUUGUGUUUUGAUGCGGGGAAGCCAACCCAGGGCUAUGCACUUGCUAGGCAAGAACUUUACCACAUCCCAGCCUUAAAGAAUAUUUUAUCUGGGACCUUGGGGCUUUUUCCCCCUCUGAAUGAAUAGUGACUGGGAAGAUAAAAUCAAAAAAUGUCCAAACCGUUUUCACAAUC
Messenger RNA from Cavia porcellus (domestic guinea pig), 8113 nucleotides. It is a transcript of the gene Garin2, whose product is annotated as golgi associated RAB2 interactor family member 2. The transcript has 11 exons. Gene Ontology annotation, cellular component: nucleus. NCBI's taxonomy places the organism in Eukaryota, Metazoa, Chordata, Mammalia, Rodentia, Caviidae. Bases 3812 to 4966 code for a protein of 384 amino acids. The record is from RefSeq and is a predicted model, not a curated record.